UUAAGAAAGCCCCCCCACUCAUGAGAUAAACCGGAAGAGACAAUGCCAAAUUAUUGAGAAGCGCCUUUAAGAACGUCUCUCCAAUUACGAGGGGAACCGGAAGGGAAAUAAACAAAUAACCCUCAGUCACCUUAAUAACAGACAGGAAGUGAUUUAAACGGAAGAGAAACCAUAGAGAGAAGAAAGCCAGACGGAACAGAGUAAACUCUAUACCGGCUAGCUAAACAAUGAAGAUGGCGAUUGCCUGGUGACAACGGAGCAAAAACAAACCGGUAGGCAAACGGACUCUUCCUCUAACAGUUAAUUAACAAGAUAACAACCAGUGCUGCCUGAGGUUAACUCAUAGAGCAAAACAAACCAUGAGUACCAGGAGAAAUACUGGAGAGAGUAAGAGUACAAAAGUGACAGUGAACCUAGCAGGGGCAACACCAGAGAAGCCACAAGAGAGUGAAGCCAAAAUGGACAAACUAGAGCAAAUGUUAUGCUCUGUACUGCAAUUACAAACAGAAACUAAGGAACAACUAGCCAGAUUUCAAAAAGAGACAAAAGAGCAAUGCGUAAAAAUAGAAUUAGAAAUAAUGAACAUCACAAAAGAAGUGAAGGAAAACUCCAGCCACUGCAAGAAGAUAGAUGAGACCUUAAGUCAGAUAAGGUCAGCAUUAAAUGAACAUGCAGAGCAUAUAGAAGAGAUAGAAGAUAAAAUGGAUGUAUACAAAGAACAACAAGGAAAACAAGCAGAAUACAUCGCUAUGUUGGAACUGAAACAAAAGGAGACUUACCUGAGAAUUAGAGGCUUACCUGAAAUGAACAACGAAAACCUGUUAAAACGUAUCUUACCGCUAUUACAGGAAGUCUGGAGCCUAGAAGAGGACGACGCAGUUAAAGAAAUAGAUAGACUGUAUAGAGUCAACUCAAAGAUUGCACCUGACAGGAAACUGCCAAGAGACAUUAUUAUAAAUUGCGUCCGGAAGAGUCUUAGAGACGAGAUCUUGAGGUAUCAUGCAUCAUCUCGAAUUCAACUAGAAGGCACAAAUUUGAUUAUCCUCAAAGAAAUCCCUACAAUAAUUAGGAAGAAAAGGAAAGACUAUAAAGACUUGGCUGACACCUUACGCACGAACAACAUCAGAUUUAGAUGGAAUACACCAGAAGGCCUUUCAUUCCAAAUGGACUCUAAAUACUUCAACAUCAAUUCAGUGGCGAAGGCACAGGACUUUUUGGCAAGGAAUUCGAAGAAUCUGCGACCCAUAGAUACCCAGGGGUUUCUAAUUACUUAUCAAUAGGAUGCGGAAUGACUUCGCGUACAAGGAUGUGUGAACCUUGUUUUUUAUGUUUUAAUUAAUAAAGAUAUUCUAAACAAAAAAAAGAA
Molecule: messenger RNA, 1366 nt
Organism: Sphaerodactylus townsendi
Lineage: Eukaryota; Metazoa; Chordata; Lepidosauria; Squamata; Sphaerodactylidae
Exons: 2
Coding region: 360-1280 (306 amino acids)
Source: RefSeq, a predicted model, not a curated record